This is a messenger RNA of Acinonyx jubatus (cheetah), 1139 nucleotides long. Its product is annotated as translation initiation factor IF-2-like. The record is from RefSeq and is a predicted model, not a curated record. Lineage: Eukaryota; Metazoa; Chordata; Mammalia; Carnivora; Felidae. Bases 1 to 993 code for a protein of 330 amino acids. The transcript is spliced from 4 exons.
AUGAGACAGCGAGGGGCCACGCCACCCCCGGCCCUGAGCGGCGUCCGCACCUGCCAGGAGAGGCUGGGGGCCGGGGUUCGGCCGCAUGGGAAGGGGCGGCCCAGCCCCGGCCCCUCGGCGUCCGCCCUGGCCCCGCCGCUGGGGCAGGAACCGGGACCGGAGGUUUCCGCCCGGCGCCGCCAAGCCCGCCAGGGGCCUAGCUCGGGCUCCCAAGGGCCCGUCCGCGGCGGCGGGGGCGCGCAACCGCCUUCCGGCCCGGCCCGCCGAGCCUCCCCGCGGCGAGCGCGGUGGCGCCCGCACCUGCCCCGCGCCCUGCCGCAGCCCCGGCCAGUCGCUUCACCCACCUGGCGCCCCCGCCGCGCCUCCCGUACGUCACAGCGCGACCCCGUGCCCCUCGGCACCCGCAGCGCGGGAGCGAGCGGACGCCGGGAGACCCUGCUCGGCAGUCGCCGCAGCCGCCCGGUUCGUCGCCAGGCCGCCGACAGCGAACCUGUUGCGCAGCGUGUCACGGCCGCUCGGGCUUCGCGGCGCCGCCUCAGCCCCACAACAACAUGGCGGCCGCGGCCUCCGCAGGAAGCCGGGGGGCGGGGAGGUAGGCGACGGGCCGGGCGGCUGACGGCCCGCCCGCCAGCCCGCGGCCGGCACCGACUCCCCCACCGUCGGGAACCCGAAGUUGGCCCGCGCGCGGCUCCUCACCCCCAAGAGUCCCGGGGCACCGAACCCCGCGGGCCUGGUGCCAGAGUUCCGCUCUCCCCUCGGGGAGGCCCCGAAGCCCCGGGACCCGGCAGCCCUUCCUGGACCAGCGACGGCCCACCUGGCUCCUCCUCCCCGAGUUUGGAUGCCUUUUAUUUCUUCUUCUUACGUGAUUGCUCUGACCAGGACUUCCAAUGUUAUGUUGAGCAAACACUGCUUCUCUCAACAUGGAAAAAGCCCAGGAUUGCCCUCAUGGAGAGAGAGGCCACAAAUCCCAGCCUUUCCAGACAUCCCAAAUGAAGUCCCAGAUAUGUGAGUAAGGUCAUCUUAGGCCAUCCCACCCCAGCUGACUGCAGCCACGAAAGUAACCCGGGCAAGACCAGCACAGCCAACCCAUAGUAUUGUGAGAAAUAAUAAACUUUUGCAAGCCACUGUUUCUAAGUGUU